Dictyostelium purpureum is the source of this 1245-nucleotide messenger RNA. RefSeq lists its product as uncharacterized. The transcript has a single exon. Lineage: Eukaryota; Evosea; Eumycetozoa; Dictyosteliales; Dictyosteliaceae. The record is from RefSeq and is a predicted model, not a curated record. Bases 1 to 1245 code for a protein of 414 amino acids.
AUGAAUCAUAUAAAAUUAUUUUCUACAAUCUCUAAAAAUUGUAAUACUAGUUUAUUUUCAAAAUCAUCAUCAUCAUUAUUAUUAUUUCAAAUACCAAAUAUUAUUAAAAGAUUAUAUACAUCAACAUCAACCACAAUUAAAACUAGAAAAAGAAUGAAACCAAAUUAUAGAAUUACUAUGGAUCCUAUUGGACUUUUUGAAAGUGUAUUUUUAAAUAAAACAGGUACACCCAGACAAGGUAAGAUAGCACCAACUUCAAAAGGAAAGAUUAAAAUCGAUUGUAAACAUGGAUAUGAUGCUGUUAAAGGUUUAGAUGGAUUCUCUCAUGUAUGGAUUAUAUUUUGGUUCCACAAUAAUGAUACAAAUUGGAUGAAAGAACAAUUAGAUAGAGUAAAAAAUAAUGAAAUUAAAAAGAAACAACAACUCCAGCAGCAGCAGCAGCAGCAACAACUACAAAAUGACGAUAAUGACAAUACAGAGGAUGAAACAACUACAACUACAACAACCACUACUACUACUACAACCACCACUACAACAAAUAAUGAUAAUUUAAUUGAAAUUAAAUCAACCAAAGAAGAAAGAAACCCACCCAAACAUGUUACAGUUAGACCACCAAGAUUAAAGGGUAAAAGAACUGGUGUAUUUUCAACAAGAUCCCCACACAGAUACAACGAUAUUGGAUUAACAUUAUGCAAACUAGAUAGAGUUGAACACGAUACAUUAUACUUAAGCGGCGUUGAUAUUAUUGAUGGUACACCAAUUUUAGAUAUUAAACCGUACAUUCCUUAUUGUGACUCUGAACCAAAUGCAACCGUUCCAAAAUGGGUAGAAAACCAAAAGACCCAAGUAGAAAAUGUAGAAUUUACCGAAAACGCAAUCGAAACCAUGAAUUAUUGUUUAGAAACAUUUGGUUUAGAUUUAUUAAAAUUAGAAGACCAACAUUUAACCGAAGAACAAAGAACCGAAAAUAACAAUACUUUCAUACCUGAAAUGGAUAGAAAGCACGAAAGAUUAGAAAGAUUAAAAAAAGUUAUCACUGAAGUAUUAUUAAGCGAAGUUAGAUCAACCUAUAGAAUAAAAUGCAAGCCUGAUGAAGAAUGGGGAUUCUUUUGUGACACCUUAAAUGUACAAGUUAAAAUGCUAAAAUCUGGAACCAUUACUGUUUUCAAUGUUGAAGAUAAAGAUGUUUUUAUAAAAAGAAAAGAACAACAACAAUUACAAAAGCAACAACAUCAAAAAGAAUAA